AUGGGAUUUAGGGAUUUAACAUUGAAAGAUCUGGAAGACUGGUUAACAAUGGAAGGCGACAAAUUCGACGUCCUCGCCGCCACCGCGCAGCGCGCAAUCCAAAUUAACGCCGCCGAGGAGGAAACGCCGCCUUCCGCCGCCGCGCGAAGGAGAAUAAGGCAAAAUUCGCCGCAUCAGGAACACGAUCGGCCGCCUCCGCCGCAGCUGCCGGAGGAAUUCAGGAGGGCGAUCGAGGAGAUGGCGCGCGGGAAGGAGCUGACGGCGCCGGCGACGCUGGUGAUUCAGAAGGAGCUGUUCCGCACCGACGUGAGCAAAAACCACAACCGCCUCUCGAUCCCGGCGAGCCAGAUCAGCGACGGCUUCCUGACGGAGGAGGAGCGGCGCCGCCUCGGGGCGAGGAGGAAGGGCCGCGUGGACGUGAGGGUCGUGGAGGCGUCGGGGGAGGCGGUGGCCGCGAAGCUUUGCCGGUGGGUUAUGGCGAAGGGCGACGGGAAGAAGAGGAAGAGGAAGACGACGUCGUGUAGCUACGUGAUCAACGGGGCGUGGAAUGAGAUUGUGGAGAGGAAUGUGUUGGAAUUGGGUAUGGAGGUGCAGUUGUGGUGCUUUAGAAUCGACGGAGAGUUGUGCUUUUCGGUCGUGCCCCUGCCGACUAAUCCCGGUGUCGCUGCCCCCGACGCCGGAGAUGGUCCGUAA
This is a messenger RNA of Salvia splendens (bonfire salvia), 693 nucleotides long. Its product is annotated as B3 domain-containing protein At1g05920-like. The transcript has a single exon. Bases 1 to 693 code for a protein of 230 amino acids. Lineage: Eukaryota; Viridiplantae; Streptophyta; Magnoliopsida; Lamiales; Lamiaceae. Gene Ontology annotation, molecular function: DNA binding. The record is from RefSeq and is a predicted model, not a curated record.